This is a messenger RNA of Wasmannia auropunctata (little fire ant), 557 nucleotides long. RefSeq lists its product as uncharacterized. The coding region runs from base 51 to 557 and encodes 168 amino acids. The transcript is spliced from 5 exons. NCBI's taxonomy places the organism in Eukaryota, Metazoa, Arthropoda, Insecta, Hymenoptera, Formicidae. The record is from RefSeq and is a predicted model, not a curated record.
AAGAUGGCAAGAAAACAUUUUGUCUUUAUCCACCAAAAGAAUAUUCAAAAAUGGUUGGACAAUGGUCGAAAAAAUCUAGAGAGCCAAAUUUAAAAUGGGAAAAGACUGAAGUAGAAAUUAUAAAAUUUGCUCAUGAUUUUGCUCAAGGCGAACGCCGAAUAUCACGGUACGAAAAAACUUUAUAUGUUCAGAGUAGCAGUGAAUAUGGUGAUUUGGGAGACUCGGAAAAUGAUGAAUGUGAAGAAAUCUCCCAAAAACGCACUCAACAUGAUAGAGAAAAGAGUCCAAGAUCAAAUAACAAUAGAGAAAUAACAAUAAAUAUAAAAGAUUUAGAAAUUAUGCUUAAGGAACAAAAUGUGCGCAGAAGGCAAGAGGAAAUAAAAGCUAAAAUGGUAGUGCGAUCACACACAUUGACAGGACAAAGCGAAAUCGACUUACAAAAGGAAUUAGGUCUUGAUAAACCUUUUGAAACGUUGGAAAAAUUUGUAGUCUUUGAUAAUCGACUAAAAGAUGAUGAUUUCAAUUUAGUGAUGGUAUUUUUCAUAACAUUAGGGUAA